UAUAGGCCAAGCAAUAAGCCACAUGAAUUCGUAAUGGUACCAACUGUCAGUACGAUGAAACAACGUAACUCUCCCACACUAUAAUACUUUUCUCAACAAGCUGACAAAGUGGGCUAGAACACAUCUCUUCUUCUCCAGCAUGCUGGGAACUAUAGGACGGAAAUAGCGAGGGAAAAAAAAGGUUCGACACACACUGCUUGACUUACCAACAGAGUUAAAGAGGUGAAGUUAAUUGGGCCACGGCUUUCUGGGGAAAAGAAGAAGCAGACGCAAGCUAACUGUCAGAGCACGACCGUCAUCGACAACUCCCCACUCACAAUUCUCUCACAGGGGAGAGAUCUCUUGCAGGAUUAAUGCCAUAAAUUUAGUAGUGGGUCUACAACAAUGUUUUACCGUACCAACAAUCGCAUUCGCAUAUCGUCUGCUAGACUGCUACUAGACCACAUGCUUGGCUGAUGGUAAAACAGUCAUGCAAGAGGGAAAAAUGGACUUCUCGCACACGUGGAAAGCAGUGGAGCCCUGUUUAAAAUAUACCGAAAACCCCAAGUUUGGUGUUCCUCCGGAGAAACCAAACUUAUAUCUUAGGACGUUGGGUGAGCCAAUGGUGGAAUCAUUCAACUUUUUGUUCCAUGGAGGACUAAGAAAAGCCGCGAAUGAUAUGCUACCAGUAGAAUUUGAAUUGAAAAAUGGCCAGAAGAUCAAGCUUAAGAUUAACGGCAUCAGCAUUCAAAAACCAGAAGUUAGUGAAUCUGUAACUCCUGCACCUAAAAUCAGUGCUGUGUAUCCCAAGGAAUGUCGAUUAAGACAUACAACUUACAAGGGAAAGCUAAUGGUGAAAGUUGGGUGGGCUAUCAACAAUAAAGCACAAAUUCCAUUUGAAAGAUGUUUGGGAGAAAUUCCAAUAAUGGUGGGCUCCGACAUCUGUAAUCUAGCAGGUGCCAGUCCCAAAGAGAUGGUUGAAAAAGGUGAACAUGAGCAAGAAUGGGGUGGCUAUUUCAUUGUUAAGGGCCACGAGCGCAUUCUGCGCAUGUUGACAGCAACGCGCAAGAAUUACCCAAUAGCAGUGCAACGUGACAUUUGGAAAGGGCGCGGAAAACUUUUUACGGAUAAGGGUGUCUAUUUACGCUCCGUCAAGGAGGAUUUCACAUCUACAAACAAUGUGCUGCACUACUUGUCCAACGGCACUAUGAAGUUGAUGUUUUCUUUCCGAAAAGCCAUCUACGUCUUUCCGAUUGUUUUGAUUAUGAAAGCCCUCAUUGAUUGUCCCGAUUCCUACAUUUACGAACAGCUUACGCAAAGUAUGGGGCAAGACCUAUAUUACAAGGAUCGAAUUUCCUUCAUGCUUCGACAGCUGCAGCAAGAAGGACUUUAUUCACGAACUCAAGUACGGGAUUAUAUUGGACGCAAUUUUCGUCUCAAAAUGCAUGAAUUGCCGAACUGGUAUACUGACGAAGAAGUCUGCCAGGUCCUUCUAAACAACUCCGUGGCUAUUCAUUUGUCGAACGACGUAGAUAAAUUCCAUUUACUUGUGUUUAUGACACGCAAAUUAUUCGCCUUCGCGCAAGGAAAAUGUGCCCAGGAAGGGAUGGAUCCAGUGAUGAUGCAAGAAGUCACUUUAGCCGGACACGUGUAUUUACAGUUGCUCAAAGAUCGAUUGGGUGCAUGGUUGAAUGUAUUGAAGUAUAUUAUAUUGAAGAGACAACGGGCGGUUAAAAACUUUACAUUCAAUCAAAGCGAAAUGGGUUCUUUGUUGGGAAGAUGUAGCAAGUUGGAUUCCUCCUUUGAGAAUGUUUUUGCUACCGGAAACUUACCUAGCAGUGCUGAUUUGGGACUGCAGCAAACUUCUGGUUUGAGUAUUAUCGCCGAAAAUAUCAAUCGUAUGCGUUAUAUGUCCCAUUUUCGCGCCAUUCAUCGAGGAGCCUCUUUCAUGACCUCAAGAAGCUCUGAAGUGCGACAGUUAAAGCCAGACGCUUGGGGUUUCCUUUGCCCCGUUCAUACCCCUGACGGCUCGCCUUGUGGCCUUCUCAAUCACUUGACUUCAACUUGCCACGUGGUAAACAAGGCUCCUGAUACGUCCAAGUUACCGGAACUAUUUGCUGAACUUGGAAUGACGCCCGUGAGCGAAACAAAGAUCGACAAUGAUUUUGCGACCUGCUUUGUUGUUAUGUUAGAAGGUCGCAUUGUAGGUCGGGUUUCUGACAAGUGUGCUUCGCGCUUUGUAGACAAAUUACGGAUGCUGAAAGUGCGCGGAGAGCAGGUACCUAACACCUUGGAGAUCGCUUUCGUACCCCGCACUCGGAAUGGCCAGUAUCCGGGUAUUUUCAUUUUCGCUGCCCCUGCCCGUAUGAUGCGUCCCGUUUACAAUAUUGCUGCUGGAGCUGUCGAAUUAGUUGGUACAUUUGAGCAAGUCUACUUGAAUAUAUGCAUCACGGAUGAAGAACAUCACGAAGGCAUUACCACCCACCGAGAGCUAAGCGAAACGAGCUUCCUUAGCAAUUUGGCCUCGCUCAUCCCUUUGCCGGAUUUUAACCAGAGCCCUCGUAACAUGUACCAGUGUCAGAUGGGUAAGCAAACAAUGGGUACUCCAGUACACAAUUGGCGUAAUCAAACAAACAGCAAACUGUACCGGCUUCAGACACCCACGACACCUUUUUUGAGGCCAGCGCAUUGGGAUCGAAUCAACAUGGAUGACUUUGCUAUGGGAACCAAUGCAAUUGUUGCUGUUAUUUCUUACACCGGUUACGACAUGGAAGACGCCAUGGUCAUCAAUCGAGGAUCGCUUCAGCGCGGCUUUGCUCAUGGACAAGUUUAUAAAUCCGAAGUUAUCGAUUUGAAAGAAUGCUGAGAAAUCGGCUGCUCAGGUGGGUGUUUUUAUGUCCGAUAUUUUCAACGCAAUCCAGCGGAGCCGGCAUUGCAGCAGUUUCUCGAUGCAGACGGAUUACCUUACCCAGGGACGCACCUACAGGAAAAUGAUCCCUAUUACUGUUACUUCGUAUUGGAGACGGGAAAGUAUGUUGUAAAGCGCUACAAAGGCAAUGAGCCAAUGUACGUUGAAAACGUCUUCCUCAUCGGAUCCGAUGGGCAACCAGGAAUGAACAAAGCUACCAUUUGCUUUCGCAUCCCACGUAACCCUCAAAUUGGUGACAAGUUUGCUAGUCGAGCUGGUCAAAAGGGUAUUUGCAGUCAACAGUGGUUAAGCGAAGAUUUACCCUUCACAGAAAGUGGUUUAGUACCCGACAUCGUCUUCAAUCCUCACGGCUUUCCAUCGAGAAUGACAAUUGCCAUGAUGAUCGAGUGUAUGGCCGGUAAGUCUGCCGCUGUACAUGGAAUCGUCCAUGAUGCAACUCCUUUCCGUUUUUCCGAAGAAAAUACUGCCAUCGAUUAUCAUGGAAAGUUAUUGGAGGAAGCUGGCUACAACUACUACGGAACGGAGAAAUUGUACAGUGGAAUCGACGGAAGAGAAAUGGAAGCCGACAUUUUCUUUGGCGUUGUCCAUUAUCAGCGUCUUCGUCACAUGGUUUCUGACAAAUUCCAGGUCCGAAGCGUGGGAGCAGUGGAUCACGUAACAAGCCAACCCAUUAAGGGUCGUAAACGGGGUGGAGGUGUCCGUUUUGGUGAAAUGGAACGCGAUGGGUUGGUCUCUCACGGAGCUUUAUACCUGCUAUAUGAUCGAUUAUUCAAUUGUUCUGAUCAAUCAACGAUGGAUGUAUGUCGAGUUUGUGGAAUUUUCCUACCACCGCUUACUUCAAGUACAAGGCGAGGGAACUAUCAUUCCCGCAACGUUUUACUGAAAUGUAACAUUUGUCCAGAUGGAGGAAAAAUCGAAGAAAUCAUGGUACCUGCGGUUUACAAGUAUAUGAUCGCUGAAAUGGGCUCGGUUAACUUAAGAGUCUGCAUGAAACCUGCAAGUGUAUGA
Molecule: messenger RNA, 3916 nt
Organism: Daphnia carinata
Lineage: Eukaryota; Metazoa; Arthropoda; Branchiopoda; Diplostraca; Daphniidae
Gene: RpI135
Product: DNA-directed RNA polymerase I subunit RPA2-like
Exons: 16
Biological process (GO): DNA-templated transcription
Cellular component (GO): RNA polymerase I complex; nucleus
Molecular function (GO): DNA-directed RNA polymerase activity; DNA binding; ribonucleoside binding
Source: RefSeq, a predicted model, not a curated record